Messenger RNA from Hepatospora eriocheir, 234 nucleotides. NCBI's taxonomy places the organism in Eukaryota, Fungi, Microsporidia, Hepatosporidae. The record is from the annotation of a GenBank genome assembly.
AUGUUUAGUUGUUUAGAUUUAAAUUUACUUAUUUAUUUUUAUUUAAAAAUGAAAACUUUAUUUAUAGGUCUAGCGAUUUCGAUAUGUGUUGUAUUAAUAUUGAUGUAUUUAGUAUUUAAAAAGUAUUUCAGAAGGUAUGGGUCGGUAAGUGAUGUUUCAAUGAAAGUUUUUAAAGCUUAUGUAGGUAAUGUAGUUGAUGGUGAUACUGUCACUGUCUAUCACAUUCCUAAGUAG